This is a messenger RNA of Alnus glutinosa, 2319 nucleotides long. RefSeq names its product sufE-like protein 2, chloroplastic. Lineage: Eukaryota; Viridiplantae; Streptophyta; Magnoliopsida; Fagales; Betulaceae. The transcript has 5 exons. The coding region runs from base 370 to 1170 and encodes 266 amino acids. The record is from RefSeq and is a predicted model, not a curated record.
UUGGCACAAGUGUCGACAGAGGUCCCCCACCUUCUGUGCUCCGCACCCUCCGCUCCCAAUAUAUGUAUUUCUCAUCUCAUAAACAUUUUAGCUGCUCCAUAUGUAUACGAUCGUAAUAAGAUUUGCCACCACCUACUUUAUUCCGAUUCAGAUUCAUUUUAACGGUGCGCCGUGCGCGCUUCUUGGAAGCUUGGAUCUCCCAUUUACCAGUUCAAUCAAUCGAUUCGCUCGCACUCGUCACGAACUUCUCGCUUUUUUCUUUGUCUCUCUCUCGGUCUGUCCAACUCAGCACCUUCUCUGACAUUUCUAGCAUUUUGAUUUUCUCGCCCCUUCUUAUUCACUCUCUCGUAACUUUCUCCCUGUCCAAACAUGAUCUCUGCUUUCUUAAACACAGCGCUUCCUCUUUCUUCUUCUUCUUUUUUACGCUCCGUGGCAUUAACGAACCACAAUGAUCCAGGGUCUAAGCGGACCAAAUUGAAAUUUAUAAUUACGCAGGACAGAAAAUUUGCAUUUAUGCCUUUCAAAUGCAUUUGGAACUCGGAUUUGGAAUGGAAUGCUAGUUUGAGUCGAAACCGUAGCACCUGCGUGUCAUGCUUGACGGCGACAGAGACUCCGUUAGGUUCCUCUGAGGUAGUCGCCGAUAGGCUCCGCCGUGUGGUGUCGGAGUUCAGGUCAUUGCCGGAGCCAAUCGACCGCGUGAAGCGGCUGUUGCACUACGCGGCGCUACUUCCGCCGAUGGACGAGUCGGCUCGGGUGCCGGAGAACCGCGUUACGGGGUGCGCCACGCAGGUGUGGGUGGAGGCGGAGCUGGACGAGCUCGGGCGCGUGAGAUUCAGGGCCGAUAGCGACUCGGAGAUAUCGAAGGGGUUCUGCUCGUCCUUGAUUCACUUGCUGGACGGCGCGGAGCCCGAGGAGGUGGCGAAGGUGAAGCCCGAGGACCUGGCGGACCUCAACGUGGGCCUGCACGGGAAGGCCCAUUCGAGGGUGAUCACGUGGCACAAUGUGCUGAUUGCUAUGCAGAAGAGGACCGCAGCUUUGGUCGCCGGCUCCAAGGGAGAGCGAAGCUCGCCCUUGGAGCAGCCCUUUCCUUCUUCUUUGGUUGCCACCGCCGAAGCUCAGAUACCACAUUCAAGAUGGCAGAAACUGGAUGCCAAUUUAUCACGAUCCUAGGCGAGUAGGCGUGGAUUCUAUGUCAGAAAAUAUGCUUGGAUUACUGAUCAAGCUGGCUUUGGGAAGGUUGGUGCAUACAGGAUCUCAAUUGAACCUAUUAGCUGCUCUCUAGCAAUAUUACAGCCGAUCCUGCUUAUAUGUACUUUCUCGAGGCAGCUGCAGUUUCAUCUCCUUUCUUUGCUUGUUAUAUAUGCAAACACUUAGAGACAAAAGGAUGUGCUCAAGAACUUGUAUCAACAUUACCUGUACUUCUAAAUUUGUGCAAACAAUUCUUCAGAUUAAACAUAUGAUAUGAUCCUGGUUCGUACAUGGCUGCAAACAUUGCCAAGUAGGUUCAGCAGAUGGCUAUCAUGGAAAAUAAAGAGAUAGCUGAGAUACAUCCAGAGCACUAUUACAAUGGAAGUCUUCUAGGUUCUUUAACGGAGAUGAGCACAACCUUUUGGGGAUCAACACAAAAAGCAUUUGAGUCAGAAAUAUCAAAAGUGAAUUACAUGUCACAGUUUUAUCUAAAAUUGUGUCAAAAGCACGUGUAGUGGCCGGAGCAAGUGUCAGGUGGUGGACGUGGGAGGCAGAGGUGAGCAUGGAUGUUUCAAACUAAGAAAGUGGGUAAACAUAUUCUGAUGCAUGCCUGACAGCUCAUUUUGAAGUUCAAAGGGAGUUGUUUUCCCGGGCAAUUGAAUCAGAAAUAAUAGGGAUGCAAGUUGUGGAUUCUACUCAAAUCAUGUUUGGGUUUCAUCAAGCAAAGGGUUCAAGAGGCUUUGGAUAGUAAUCUUCUUGAUCACCUUCAAUUGUUGUUGGGAACCGAGUCAGGAAUGGGAACUCCAAUUGUGUUGCAGCCCUGCGCAGCUUGUUAAGUCCUUAUAAAUCCUCCUCAAUAACAGCUAAAAUCAGCACCAAAAUUGUCUUUCCAGUCUCAUCAGACUCAUGAUCAAAAACAUCAAGAACUGACCAAGGGAUUAAAAUCAAUUGAAAGGAAAUGGAUGAUCUUUUCGAACUCUCUUAGUCCUGGAUCAUUUAAGAUUUUUGGUUUCACAGUUGUGUCUUGCUUUUGCUGUCAAUGUAAAAUAUUACCAGAUAGGAUUGUCCAUGAGACCCUGCAUUAAUUGUCGGGAAAAAUCAUACUUAGUCAUGUGAUUUCAAUUUUGACAA